This is a messenger RNA of Leptopilina heterotoma, 2564 nucleotides long. RefSeq lists its product as uncharacterized. The transcript is spliced from 3 exons. The record is from RefSeq and is a predicted model, not a curated record. NCBI's taxonomy places the organism in Eukaryota, Metazoa, Arthropoda, Insecta, Hymenoptera, Figitidae. The coding region runs from base 689 to 1210 and encodes 173 amino acids.
UUGAAUUCUUGCGGAGGAUUUUACAAUUCAUAAAAAGAAUGAAAAAAAUUUGAAAAUAAUGAUUUUUUCAAAAGAAUUUCAUUAAAAUUGUUGAAAAUAAUUGAAUUUAAGGAGGCUAUAGGGAUUGACUGAACUAGUCAAAAGAAAAACCAUUAUUUUAAGAUUUGACUUGCUCAGUACUUUGAAACGUCUGGCAACAGCGCACUUCGUCAGUCGUGUUGCAAAUGGUUGCUAUGAAUUGUGAUGCAUUGUUUACAUGCAGUUUUAAGCAUUAAUUGUUGCCAUGGGAAAAGUAACUGGAGAGUUAAAUGGGAAAUUCUUUUUUAAGGGAAAAAGAGUUAGUGAAAGAAUUUAUAAAAAAAGAUUCAAGCAACAAGAGCUUGGCAAAAAUGUUAGGAACAAUUUUCUUUCAAAGACGGUUUCUAACCUGAAAAAUGUAACGAAGAAAUCUCCUAAAAUUGAAGGUCGACGAAUAAUUCACGUUGAAACACUUGCAAAGCAAUUGUUUUGUCGAAAUUGCCAAUCAGUUCUUUCUCUUACGAAUAUUAGAAAUGAAAACCGAAUCGGAUUGGCUUCGAAAUUCUAUGUCUAGUGUCUUUCGUGUCAAAUAAUUAAUGAAGUUUGUACUGACAAACAACAUGAUGUGACUAAUCAAAGGAAACAUUUCGAUACAAACACAAAAGCUGUAAUGGGUGCUAUCAACGGUGGCUUGGGUAAUACCCAUGUAAAUCAUGUUCUAACUGCAUUAAACAUCCCAUUUUUCAAUUCGAAUACAUUUCAAACUCACGAGAAGGAAAUUGGAAGAGGCAUGGAAGAAAUGGCUGUAGAAAGCUGUAAAGCAUUAGCACUUGAAGAGCGAAGGCUAACAAUUGAAAAUGUCGAAGAAGUAACAAAGUUGUUAUUUAAUUCAAUGAAGUAUUAUUCAACUAUUCGGUGGGAUGAAAUUGAAAAAAAAGAAUCAAUUGCAAAUAAAGUAACCAUCGCUAUGAAGGAAUUGAGUCCAUUGAGUCAGUGUGUGUCAUAUGCCAUGAGGAAAAAAAUUGCCACUGCCGAUGUAUCAUAUGAUAUGAUUACAACAGCUUUUCGAAAAAGUGGAGUGAAAGGUUUAUCAGAUAUUUUGGGGAAAGAUGAGAAUGAUAAUGUUCGAAUCACGAAAUGCCGUACUGUUAUAAAAAAAAUUUAUGAUUUUUUAAAAUCAACAGAAGGUUAAGUGUAAUGCAAAUACUGAAUUUUUGAUUAUUUGCUUAUCAGAGUUAAUUAUAAUUAAGAUUUUAAUUUUAUUAUCAUUAUUUAUAAUUUUAUAUUUAAAUAACUACAUAUAUUUUAUUUUAUUGCACAUACCAAAGGCACAAUGUGUUGAGAAAUAUAGUAUAAUACAUUACUUUGUUGACAAAAAUAUUGAAAUUUCUUUUAAUGACUGUUUUAACACUUGUUAGCGUGGAUUUUUUUAUACAUGUGACAUGUAUAUAAAAAAUUAAAAAGAAAAAUGUAAUUUUUUAUUUACGUCGUAUUUUAAUGAAAAUUUAAUAAGUAUGGUAAUUAACAUUACUAUGUAAUUAAUGUUGUUUUUAAAUUUUUCACAAAGAAUUAAAAAAAAAUUUUAAUUUGUUUUUUCAAUUGAUUAUUAAUAUUCAAUUUAAUAUUUAAUUAUUCUUAUUUACAUUGUCUUUGAUUAUAAUUUCCCUUCAUCAUUUUUUAAAGAAACAAAAAUUUAUUAUCAUUGCAAUUUUCUAUAUCCAUCCUGUAUUAAUAUUAUUAUCAUUUUCUAAGAAAAUAAAAAUUUUACCAUUACAAGAUAAAUAUAAAAAAAUUUAAUUGUAUCCUGUCAUUUUAUAUUUACGUUUAUUUCAAUAAAAUUAUUAUCCCUUUAUUUUAAUAAUUUAAUUUUAAAAUAGAUGUAAUCAAACAAUUUUACUGAUUAACUUUAUUUUCUUUUUAAAUAUGACAUAUUUUUAUGUGCUAUCAUAUUCAAUAUUUUAAAAUAUAGCGCGCAAAAAUUAACGUAUAACGCGCAUGAUCAAGGCUAGAAAGUAGGAUGACGUGUGCAACGUUGCCAGACGUUCUGACAGCUGUUCAAUUUACUGACUAAAACGUGAAAUAUUGUUACAAAUUAAUUUAUUGCAACUCUCACAAGAACCUAUGGACUGUUUUUUCAACAGAUAUUUAAUCAUUAUAUAUCUGUUUUAUAUUAAAAAAAGUUUCAUCAAUUUCUUAUCAUCAGUUACUUUGUGGUAAAUAAAUAUGUAUGAAAAAGUACUAAAUUCCCAUAAGACUCAAUGUUAAAUGGUGGUAAAAUGUUACAAAACAAAAACGCUUAUAACUUUUUUCACAAGAACGUACAGGUCUCAAAAAUUUAACUACAUUUUUUUCAAACCUUUAUCUAAUAGUGGACCAAGUUUCAUUAAAUUGGUAUCUUCAAAUCUGUUACCUCUAUAACCUCCUUAAUUAAUAUUUUUAAAAAUAAUUGUAUUCUUUCGAAGAAUUCGGUAUUAAAAAUAAUAAACAUUAAUUUUAAAAUUGAAAAUAAUUAAAGAUAAAAAUUAUUAAACUAAUAAUUAUUUAUA